GACUUCCGCCUCUGACAUCACAGCUUUCAGAAAAAGAUGGCGUCGCCCUGUGUGCGGACCGUGGGCUCGUUUCUGGGCAAAUGUGGGAAUUGCAGCUCGAGUUUUAACACAAUCUCGUCACAUUUAACCCGACAGGUCAUCAGCAGGCAGAUAUGUGUGAGCUCUGCCCUCCACAAGAAGAACCUGGCUGCAGCAGGGCCAGAGAAAUUCACCAUAGAGUUCAUCCAGAAGCAGGUGGAGGAGUUUAACGUGGGGAAACGGCACCUGGCUAACAUGAUGGGAGAAGACCCGGAGACCUUCACUCAGGAGGACAUAGAUCGGAGCAUCGCCUACCUCUUCCCCUCCGGCCUGUUUGAGAAGACAGCGCGGCCUCUCAUGAAGCAUCCGGAGGAGAUAUUUCCCAGACAGAGAGCCGUCCAGUGGGGAGCGGACGGCCGGCCGUUCCACUUCCUGUUCUACACGGGCAAACAGUCCUACUACUCCCUGAUGCAUGAAUCAUACAGUAAAAUCCUGAACAUCGAGAAGCACCAAGAUCGUCUGAGAGUGAAGGGACUCUUCAAUCCAUUGGCCAAACAGAUCUCUUUUGGAACAAGUCGGUGGCUCACGAAGGAGGAGCUGGAGGCUCUGCUGGUGGAGACCAUCUCCCCUCAGGAUUAUGACCGCUUCAUCCAGCUGAUGGAGCGCCUGCUGUCGCUGCCGUACUGCGCCACACAGGAGGAGUUUGUAAUGCAAUACAGACGGCAGCUGGAGGUGCAGUCCAGGAAGCAAAUGGUGCCGCCGCUGCAGAGGGACGAGCGGGGCGUGGCCUUCAGCACCGCAGAGGGUCGGAGGAAGUCGUCAAACUCCUCUGUCGUCCUCAGAGACUGUGGCACAGGAAAAAUCAGCAUCAACGGCGAGGACUAUCAACGCUUCCUCAACGUCAUCCAGGACAGAGAGCAGCUGAUGUUCCCGCUGCAGUUCAUGGACAUGCUGGGGCGCUUUGACAUCGAGUGCACCGUCAGCGGAGGAGGGCGGUCUGGCCAGGCGGGGGCGCUGCGGCUUGCCGUGUCUCGAGCGUUGCUUAGCUUCUUAUCUGAAGGGGAGGUGGAGAUCAUGAGACAAGCUGGCUUGUUGACCGCUGACCCCAGAGUGAGGGAGAGGAAGAAGCCGGGCCAGGAGGGCGCCAGAAAGAAAUUCACCUGGAAGAAACGUUGAGGAGGAAAAUCAUCUCACCUGAAUGCAAACAUCAAACACUCACAGCGACUGUAAUCUCUGUAAUCUUCAAGGCUGAAUCAUCCAUGUGUAUUUAAAGUCCAGGGAGGAGACACCUUUCACUGACUCCUGCAGGGUGUCAAGAUGCUGCAGUGAGCCUGUUCAGCCAGCAGAGGGCAGCCUGGGACAAGGAAUGAAAGGAAGAGUGGAAUAUUUAUCAGUUUAUUGAACAAUAAAUUAGAUUUUUGACAUUA
Molecule: messenger RNA, 1445 nt
Organism: Notolabrus celidotus (New Zealand spotty)
Lineage: Eukaryota; Metazoa; Chordata; Actinopteri; Labriformes; Labridae
Gene: mrps9
Product: mitochondrial ribosomal protein S9
Exons: 10
Coding region: 37-1194 (385 amino acids)
Biological process (GO): translation
Cellular component (GO): ribosome; mitochondrial small ribosomal subunit
Molecular function (GO): RNA binding; structural constituent of ribosome
Source: RefSeq, a predicted model, not a curated record